Synchytrium microbalum is the source of this 825-nucleotide messenger RNA. RefSeq lists its product as uncharacterized. The transcript has 5 exons. Gene Ontology annotation, biological process: L-cystine transport. The coding region runs from base 1 to 825 and encodes 274 amino acids. The record is from RefSeq and is a predicted model, not a curated record. NCBI's taxonomy places the organism in Eukaryota, Fungi, Chytridiomycota, Chytridiomycetes, Synchytriales, Synchytriaceae. Gene Ontology annotation, cellular component: fungal-type vacuole; vacuolar membrane. Gene Ontology annotation, molecular function: L-cystine transmembrane transporter activity.
AUGGGCUCUCUAGAAAUACUGUCUCAAGUCGUUGGCUGGGCAUACUUUGUAGCAUGGAGUAUCAGCUUCUAUCCUCAAGUCAUCUUGAACUACAAGAGACUAUCUGUAACAGGCCUCUCCCUCGACUUCAUCGCCCUAAACCUGCUCGGCUUCACGUGCUACUCCUUCUACAACAUCACAUUCCUCUUCAGCACCACUGUCCGUGACGAAUACCGAACAAUCAACGACGGCCAAGACCCUUUAGUGACAAUCCACGACGUGCUGUUUGCAUGCCAUGCAACGCUCAUAACAAUGGUAACAGCCGCGCAGUGUCUCGUAUAUCAGAGGGAACCGGCACAGAGAAUCUCGAAACUCGCGAGGGCGUUUGUGAUGUGCGCAAUUGUGGGUGUUGGCGUGCUGGGUGUGAAUGUUGUGUGGGGGCAUACGUGGGUUAUUGAUGUGGUGUAUUUUACCUCGUAUGUCAAGAUGGCAGUCUCAACAAUAAAAUACGUCCCACAAGCGUACCUAAACUAUAAACGCAAAUCAACCAUCGGAUGGUCAAUAAUCAACAUCCUCCUCGAUUUCACCGGUGGGAUCCUCUCGCUAGCACAGCUAUUCAUCGAUGCGUCCAUACAGGGUGGAUUUGAGGGUAUUGUUGGUGAUCCUGUCAAGUUUGGACUGGGUUUCAUCAGCAUCUUAUUCGACAUAAUUUUCAUUUUUCAGCACUAUGUGCUCUACCCACGGCGGUUCCUGCAAAGCAGGUCCGGCAUUGAAACGCCGAGACUGCACGAAGAGCUGGACGAGAGCAGCAGUCCAUUGCUAAAUGGAAGUAGUCUGCGAGAAUGA